AUGUGCGACUCACCUGCCACUAGAUCUUCCUUCAGCCAGAAUGAAGCCAUCUGCAGAACUUUGACUUCUGGUGCAACAUGUGGCAAUUCAGGAACUCAGAUAGAUCCUGCGAAUGAAUAUUCAUGUUGUGAUUCUACACUAGAGGUCAGCAAUAUUGCAGAAGGUUCUAGUAGCCCUGGUUCAAGUAUUAACUGCACAACAUUUUAUCCUUACAGAAUCCAGCUUGAGAAGGAUGUUCAAAGGUUACAACAGCAGUUGCAAGCGGAGCUUGAAAUGCAUUUGAUACUGGAAAAUGCUAUUGAGGAAAGCUCAGUGAAAUUUUCUUGUAGAUCAUGCCUUCCACAUCAAGUUCAGGAGCUUCUCUCCACUAUUGCCAUACUGGAAGUUACAGUUACUGAACUUGAACAAAAAAUUGUCUCAUUACAUUUCCAGCUUAGUCAAGAGAGAAACGAGCGACGGCUUGCCGAAUAUCAACUGAGGCACAAAUCACUGCCAUCAGUUUCUGAUUGCUCCUCUGACUAUAAUAAAAAAAUGAUUCCUUCUGUGAGAUGUUCCAAGCAUUCUGAUUCCGAACUUCCUAACUUGGAUGGAGAUGUCUUCUCCCAAGACAGAGUCCUGGGGCCUACCAUUGCUAUGGAAACUUCUUGUUCAUAUGUUAUCCCUGAGGAUACGCUCAGAGUAACUUCGUCUUUGGAGAACAAAAAAGUAGUUCCAAAGAAAGGUGCCAAACUGGGUCAGCAUCUACAGCCAAAGCUUUCAAAGGGAACACCAUUGAUUGGUCUCUGGGGUCACCCUAAUAAACUUUCUGAGGAGAUGGUUAGGUGUAUGAACAAUAUAUUCAUCUCCCUAUCAGAUGCUGCUAUAACAUCCAUGUCAUCUACAUUGUAUAGUCAAUCUUCAUCUGUUUCUCCUCGAGGGCAUCUUUCUAAUUCAUCAUGGUGGUCAUCGUCCGAGCGCUCGAUAUUAUCAUCAUUGGUCCAGAGCCCCCAAGUCGAUAUCCAGAAUAACAGUGAAGUGUUGUCUCCUGAGAAUGUGUUUGAUCCCUAUAGAGUGCGGGGUAAAUUAAGCUGGGCUGACAUUGGCAACUAUGCCUUAGCAACUGAAGUUUCCUGGAUGUCAGUUGGAAAGAAACAAUUGGAAUAUGCCUCGGGUGCAUUGAAGAAGUUCAGAACACUCGUUGAACAACUGGCCAAACUUAACCCUAUUCACUUGAGCUGCAAUGAGAAGCUUGCAUUCUGGAUCAACUUGUACAAUGCACUAAUCAUGCAUGCAUACUUGGCUUAUGGAGUCCCUAGAAGUGACCUCAAGUUGUUCUCUUUAAUGCAAAAGGCUGCUUACACUGUCGGAGGCCAUUCUUUCAGUGCAGCUGCCAUUGAGUACGCGAUUCUGAAGAUGAAACCUCCUCUCCACAGACCACAAAUUGCUUUGCUUCUCGCUCUUCACAAAUUGAAGGUGUCAGAGGAACAGCGGAAGUGUGCAGUCGAUGCACACGAGCCGCUUGUAGCAUUUGCACUCAGCUGUGGAAUGUAUUCAUCUCCUGCGGUAAGAGUUUACACAGCAGAGAACGUAAGAGAAGAGCUCGAAGAAGCUCAGCACGAUUUCAUCAGGGCCAGUGUUGGAGUCAGCAGCAGAGGGAAGCUGUUGGUGCCUAAGCUGGUGCACUGCUUUGCUAAAAGCUUUGUGGAUGAUUCCAAGUUGGCCGUGUGGAUAUCUCAUUACCUGCCGCCGAACCAGGCAGCAUUCGUUGAGCAGUGCAUUUCGCAGAGGCGGCAAAGCCUGCUGGCUUCCAGGAACUGUGGGAUCAUGCCUUUCGAUUCUCGGUUCCGGUACCUGUUCUUUCCUGGUAAGGCUUGA
This is a messenger RNA of Linum trigynum, 1854 nucleotides long. Lineage: Eukaryota; Viridiplantae; Streptophyta; Magnoliopsida; Malpighiales; Linaceae. The record is from the annotation of a GenBank genome assembly.